Molecule: messenger RNA, 1029 nt
Organism: Sordaria macrospora k-hell
Lineage: Eukaryota; Fungi; Ascomycota; Sordariomycetes; Sordariales; Sordariaceae
Source: the annotation of a RefSeq genome assembly
AUGUCUACGCCUUCGCCCUCUGGGGCCCCCAAACCACCGCCACCGGCCAUACUACCGGUUACUCCUUUGCCGGACAUCUUUUGCGUCCCGCCCCCGCCCUCCACGACGGCGCAGUCGGCCAAGAGAGCCCGGACUGCAGACGAGGAAGUCCGUCACGCCCACGAUACCACCGCCACCCCUGCUGCUUCCGGCCCCAUCAAAUCCUUGACCGAGACCCUCAUCUCUGAAGCUCUCGCCAAAACGGAGGUCUACCGCUUCUUCGCCGCCUUCCUUGACACCGAACUCCCCCGUCUCUCCGCCGUCUCGCCCUCCAGCGCCCACAUCCCUCGGAGAUCGUCGUUUACCGACGGCUCUAUGAUAGCCAAGCAGAUGGGCUUUCCAGCGCACGCGGAGGACCCGGACGCUGAAGAAGAAAGCCCAGAGGGCGAGUGCGUAGGCUUUGGCUACGUAAUCUUCCAGGGACAGACAGAACUGGGCCGCGGAUGCGGUCAACUAGAACAUGCCGAAGUCUUCGAUGCGGAGGCCGAAGGGGCGCGGCAUGGUCUCAAGGCCGCUGUGGCGCUCUUUCCGGAGGCACAGGCCCGGCCACGCAUUACGGUAUGUCUCGAUAACACGUCCGUCAUUAGAGGACUCCGGGGAACCCCAGCUGCGUCGUCACAAGCGGCUUUCCUUGACUUCCGCGCCACCCGCAUGGGCUAUGGCCCCAGUCUGGUGGACGUCCGCUGGGUUCCUGGCCACAAGGGCAUCACGGGCAACGAGAUUGCUGACGAGCUCGCUAAGGCGGGUGCUGAGGGAGGAGAGGUAGUCAAUGAAGGCUUGGCUACCACUGCGCAUUCAAGACGGCUUGCUAAGAGGAAGGCGCGUACGGAUUUCAAGGCAUGGUGGGCCGCGAACAAGCCAGAGUCUUAUGCAGACUACCGGUUGGGGGUCUCUAUCAAGCCUAACGAGGAACUAAAAGAACUGGACAGACGGUCUUUACACCACCUCCUCGCAGCCAGGUCUGGCCACGGUGAUUUCAAGGACUAUCAU